Molecule: messenger RNA, 1604 nt
Organism: Salvia miltiorrhiza (redroot sage)
Lineage: Eukaryota; Viridiplantae; Streptophyta; Magnoliopsida; Lamiales; Lamiaceae
Product: galactinol synthase 1
Exons: 4
Coding region: 345-1343 (332 amino acids)
Molecular function (GO): glycosyltransferase activity
Source: RefSeq, a predicted model, not a curated record
CACACAUCCCAAUAAUUUUUUUUCCAAACACAAAAAGAAAUAAAAUAGCUAGAAUACCAUUUCAUUCCCAUGAAGGAAAAAUAAAGAAACAUAUUAAAAAAACCCAUUUUUUCUCUUUCAUUAAAUAAUAAAAAAAAGAGAUGCAUGUUCAUUUCCAUUUCAUUUCAAGUGAAUUUAACAUGUCAUUUCCCUCCUAUAUAAACAACGCCAUAUCAUGCCAUAGAAGCUCAACAAAACACCAAGACAAAAGUACUAGGGUUUUGUGCAAGCUACUCUUUUCAUCAUAACCUUUAGCUCCCAAAAAAAAAAAAACAAACAAAACAAAUCUUGCAAUAAAAGAAAAAAUGGCCCCUGAAGUCCCAACUUCCGAUGCUUUUUCCGGCGCCGGAAAACUCCCGACGACCCUCGGGUCGAGGAAGGGUUUCGUGACGUUCCUGGCCGGAACCGGUGACUACGUGAAAGGGGUGGUCGGUUUGGCCAAGGGCUUGAGGAAGGUGAAGAGCAUCUACCCUCUCGUGGUGGCGAUCUUGCCGGACGUGCCGGAGGAGCACCGUGAGAUCUUGAGGUCCCAAGGCUGCAUUGUCAAGGAGAUCGAGCCCGUCUACCCGCCGGCGAACCAGACUCAGUUCGCCAUGGCCUACUACGUCAUCAACUACUCCAAGCUCCGUAUUUGGAACUUUCUGGAGUUCAGCAAGAUGGUGUAUCUCGACGGAGACAUCCAAGUAUUCGAAAACAUCGAUCACCUCCUCGACACCCCCGACGGCUACUUCUACGCCGUCAUGGAUUGCUUCUGCGAGAAAACAUGGAGCCACUCUCCUCAAUACGCCGUCGGCUAUUGCCAACAAUGCCCUAACAAGGUCACCUGGCCUUCUGAGAUGGGCCCACCUCCCCCGCUCUACUUCAACGCGGGCAUGUUCGUGUACGAGCCGAGCAAAGCUACCUACGAAUCCCUCCUCGAGACUCUCCAGGUCGCCCCCACCACCCCGUUUGCUGAGCAGGAUUUCUUGAACAACUACUUCAACCCCAUCUACAAGCCCAUCCCGCCGAUCUACAACCUCGUGCUCGCGAUGCUCUGGCGCCACCCUGAGAACAUCGAGCUGGAGAAGGCCAAAGUCGUCCACUACUGCGCUGCUGGAUCCAAGCCGUGGAGGUACACCGGCGAGGAGGCGAACAUGGACAGGGAAGACAUCAAGAUGCUGGUGAAGAAGUGGUGGGACAUCUACGACGACGAAUCCCUCGACUACAAGCCCGAGGAAGCCGACGAGUCCUUCUCGAAGCCCUCGAUCAUGGCCUCCCUGCCCGAACCCGCGGUCUCCUACGUCCCGGCGCCGUCCGCCGCCUAAACAAGAACCCCAACACCAACGAGUUUAACCUAGUAUUGCCCAACUCGUUAUGCCUUGCGCUAUAACUAAAUCUUUAUGAGCAACUUAAUUUGCUUGUUUUUGGUGUGUAACUCCUCGAUAUGCAUAAGUUUGGUUGUGUUUCAUGCCAAUCAUGUGUAAUGUAAUGUAAUGUAAUGGAAUUACUUAAAAAAAGUUUGCAGUAUUGGAAUGUAAGAAUUCUAAUACUGCUAUUAUUAUGAAAAUAUAUCUAUGUUAUUUCAA